AUGGACCCAGUUGCUGUGAUCCAUGUUGAAUGGGACGGCCAGCCAUUUCGGCAUGACAAUGCUGCUGCUGAUGCUUCUUUGCUGAAGGGGGGAGUGUGGACGGAGUUCCUGGAACACAAGGUGACCCUUGAUCCGUACUGCUCGGCAAUCUGCUCGACCACUUGGAUCCAGGUUAGGAUGGAUCAUUUUAAGUUUGGGAUGCUGAUGCCUGCUGAGCCAAUUGUGGAUCGAACGAACAACGUCAACGUGGUCGGCACUAAGAACGAUGUCUACACAAGUUCUACAGAAGAGUCUACCGGAGGAUACGACCCAGGCUCCCAACUACGGCAUAGCGAAGCCAGAAAAGAUGGUAACGUGCAAACUGAUAAUGCGAGCCAUUUUCCAAAAGAUAUCAAUCUGAGGCAUGGCUGGAGGUGUGGAAUGUCAUGUUAA
Molecule: messenger RNA, 432 nt
Organism: Protopolystoma xenopodis
Lineage: Eukaryota; Metazoa; Platyhelminthes; Monogenea; Polystomatidea; Polystomatidae
Source: the annotation of a GenBank genome assembly